Molecule: messenger RNA, 2674 nt
Organism: Leptopilina heterotoma
Lineage: Eukaryota; Metazoa; Arthropoda; Insecta; Hymenoptera; Figitidae
Gene: Mnn1
Product: menin
Exons: 4
Coding region: 481-2310 (609 amino acids)
Biological process (GO): negative regulation of cell cycle; regulation of transcription by RNA polymerase II; negative regulation of cell population proliferation
Cellular component (GO): histone methyltransferase complex; nucleus; chromatin
Molecular function (GO): chromatin binding; transcription cis-regulatory region binding; Y-form DNA binding
Source: RefSeq, a predicted model, not a curated record
ACAACGACGUUUUAGUUGUAUACGUGACUUCGAACGUACUGCAUGUUGUGAAGCGUUUUCUAUAAAGACAAGAAUAUAAAUUUUUAAAUUUCCAGUAUUUUUAAUUUUUUUAAUUCAACUUUCUUUCUCUUUUUUUUUGACCUUAAAUUAAGUACAAAUGAAAUCCAAAUUAAAUUGGACUGAUAAAGUGAAUUUUUGUGAAGUGUAAAAGUGGAACCAGUGGGAACCUCUUUUAAAAAAGAGGUUAGAAAAUGCUCUUGAGUAGCGGCGCGCCGCUCUCGAGUGUUUCAUUUUCAUCAUCGACGAUGUUAUUCAUCGAAAUCCACAACGUGGUGCAUUUAAUCAAGUUGAAAAGUCGCACCACUAAUUAAAUCACAAAUUCAGUGUUAUUCAAAGUAAGAUUUUUUUGUCUUAAAAAAUAAUGAAAAUUUGAAAAUAAAAUUUUAAUUUUACCAUUUAAAAACACCUGCCAAAAAAGACAUGGCGGGUUUUAGAGAUGAGGACAAGGCUCUUUUUCCACUGCAAAGUAUAUCGUCGAUUGUACAAAUUUUUCAAAAUCAAUUGGAAAAUAGCUCGGAGCCUGAUCUUGCAUUACUUUCUAUUCUGGUUGGUGCGGUUGAAAAUUCAUUAACCUGCAAUCGUACAUUUACAUCGCAAGACUCGAUUGUUUAUGAUGAGCCAAAAUUGCCAACUGUGGAAUUUCACAUUGCCGAGGCAUUAUAUGCAAAAUUUCAGGCGGUCAUUAAAGGUGCUGUUGAUUUAACGGUUUUUGAUACAAAAUAUGCAACAAGAGAAUUGGUUAAGAAAGUGUCAGACGUUAUAUGGAAUUCGUUGACGAGAAGCUACUACAAGGACAGAGCACAUCUUCAGAGUCUUUAUAGUUAUUUGACGGCGAAUAAACUCGAUUGUUUUGGAGUUGCUUUUGCUGUUGUUGCAGGAUGUCAGGUAUUGGGUUUUAAGGACGUGCAUUUGGCAAUGUCGGAGGAUCAUGCAUGGGUCGUCUACGGGGAGGAUGGUAACGAAACAGCUGAAGUCACCUGGCAUGGGAAAGGAAACGAAGACAAACGUGGACAGCCAGUGGAAGCAGGUGUGGCGUCUCGAUCGUGGUUAUAUGUUAACGGCCAAGCUGUAAUAUGCAAUCGAGCAAUGGAAGUUGCAACGAUUGUGUCGGCGAUAAAUCCUAGUCUUAGCGCGACUGCAGACGCUGCUGAAGUUGCAUUAUUGCAGCAGGAAUUAUUAUGGUUACUCUACGAUUUGGGACAUCUCGCCAAAUAUCCAAUGGCUCUUGGCAAUUUGGGUGACCUUGAAGAAGCAGCGCCUACACCCGGAAGACCGCCUGCAAUUGACCUCUUUCAGGAAGCUAUUCGAUCCGCAAGAAAGUAUUAUGGCAACGCACACGUUUAUCCCUACACUUAUCAAGGUGGAUACCUUUAUCGUCAUGGUUUGCACUCCGAGGCUCUUUCUUCCUGGGCGGAUGCUGCAGACGUAUUAAGAAAAUACGAUUACUCCAGAGACGAUGGGGAAAUUUACAAAGAACUUCUAGAAAUCGCCAACGAACUGAUACCACACGCUGUCAGGGCCGAUGAACGUCUCCUCCGUCAGCCCCGAUGUUUCGCUCACCUUCUACGUUUCUACGACGGCAUUUGUCAAUGGGAGGAGGGUGCGAACACUCCCGUUUUGCAUAUCGGCUGGGCACGUCCUCUAGUUAACACAAUAUCAAAAUUCGACGCCAGUAUUCGAGCACAAGUUGUCAUUGAAUGCUACGAAACGGAGACAAAAAUCGAAGACGAAAAUGUGCAUAAAAAAGAAACGAGUCCCGACGAGACACUCAAUAAUAACAAUAAUAAUUAUUACAAGACAAAAGAAAAGGGCAAUACGGCUCGUGAUUUAAUCAAAAGUUUAGAAUCGAAAGUACCAGCAACACCGGCACCGACACAUCCCAGUAUUCAGGCAUUAACAGCGGCGUGUAGCGAGAAAAUACUCAACAGGGAUUAUCUUCUGCAGGGCGAUGGCGAACCAUUUGUCGCGCCACCUGAAUUGACAAUAAAUUCGGCGCCUUCGACAUCAACGCAGGAAUCGACCGUUGCCGCCGAGGAGAUUGUCGACGAUCCUGAGAAUGAGAAGCCAAAGAUAACGCUCUACAGUCAAAAAAUGAAGGGUCUCAAGGAUUUACUUCUUGCCGAGAAGCUCAACACUCAUGCUAUUUCAUUGCAAUUAACAGCGCAGAGUCAAGUUCAAAUUGGUAAGAAAACGAGAAGCGGUGAUGAAAUUGGUAUUAAUCAACGACCAAAGAGAACACGUCGUGAUUAAUAUCCCUUAAAUUUUGCCAGGAGGAAAGAAAAACAAAAUUAGAAAUCCAAUUAAAAACUUGGAGGUAAUUUGAUAUUUUUAGUCUUUGAAAAUCACAAUGAGAAUUUUGUCAAACGUAUACGAUUCCCUUUCUUUAGAAAAACAAAAAAUUCUCCAGAGUUAUUUCCAAAAGGCACACUUUUCGUUUUUGUUUUUCCGAGAUUUGAGAUUUGAAAAAAUCCGAGAUUUGUUUUUCUCCGUAGGCACAUAUUUGAGAUUUUCUGAGCCAGUAACAGAAGCGAUAUAUUUAUCGUUAGAUCGAUAAGUUAUUUAGAGUAGUUUUGAAAGAAAAAAGAACAUUUUUGUAGAAAAGUAUAUACAAAAA